Molecule: messenger RNA, 2922 nt
Organism: Doryrhamphus excisus (bluestripe pipefish)
Lineage: Eukaryota; Metazoa; Chordata; Actinopteri; Syngnathiformes; Syngnathidae
Source: RefSeq, a predicted model, not a curated record
UGUCGUUCCCAAUCAGCGGAUUCGAGCCGUGUGUGAGUUGGAGAUAAAUACCAUUAUAUAUCAGUAUAUAUAUCAGUAUAUGGUGUUGGAAUUGUACUGCUGUUAAUGUGUUCAGGUCAGAAUCAAGUUAUAAUAGAACGACAGACCCUGCGUGACUGUGUGGGGGCCGGUCCAUUGUCGUCUAAACAGUCGUGCUUGCUCUGUUGCGCAUGCGUUAAUGACACUAACAAAAUGUAACAUAAUUAUUAUUGUAUUGAAAUUAGUUACCGCUUGGUAUACAGAUUUCAUUUAGUGGCACUGAUUCACACCAGAAAAAGUCAUUAGAAAAAAAAGAAAAAAAAGAAAUUAUUGCUGGAACCCACUCCACAAAGAGAAAAAUUAAGCUUCAAGUAAACAUAAUCACUAAAAUAAGGCAGUUUUUCAGGGUGUGCAUUCUCAGCAACUGUGCAUAGGAUGUGCAUCAAAAUUUUGCUUAGUUCCCCAAUUUGCGUAAUUAAUAUGAUUAAAAUAGUCACAUGUUCAACUUCAACAAUGUCUUUGAACCUGUGAGUAACUUUCUAAAGCAUAAUAUGCUUUCACGAAACCUUAAGCAGUCUUGUGCAGGACCAAAAAAAAAAAAAAAAAUGAUGAACCUGUACCUGGCCAACACCAACGCUGACCAGACCCAGCAGGCCCAACACACAUAAACACACUCCAGUCCUCAUUGUGCUUGGUUCUGCUCAGCUCUGAAAGCAAAGAUCAGGCCAAAGUCACACAACAGCCGCUCACUGACCAACAAUCAGCCAUCAAUCUUGUUACUCCUAACGGUUCCAAUGCUUGAUGUCUUAGAGGAGACAAGAAGAAACUUUCAGAAACAAAAGAAAGCGCUUACAGUUACUGGGUCGAUCCGAUUGGACUUGAUUCCUCUUCCCCCCUGGAAUGGAUUGACUGAAUGAAGCUUUCCUGUAAAUGUAGGUGGGAAUCCGGAGAAGGAUGAUGACACACUGUGUGAUCAACACACAGGACAGGAGGGCAGGGAGGAUGCACACACACACACACACACACACACAUUCACAUUCACAUGCUCUGACUAAAAGGAGUGUAAAUGUUUGCUUGUUUGUCUGACCUGUCCAGUCAAAGUCAGUCAGAUCACAUGACGAGGUGCCAUUGUCAUCGACUUUGUAGGCCCGACUGUGUGUGUCAGCACUAAUACACGCAUUGCACCUCGUUAAUUUACAGGAACGUUCUCGUACAAGUACAGUAGUGUUAGGGGGGAAAUUAUUUUCUUUUUGUUCGUUUGUGUUUUAGGGUCUCUAUUUGUUUACAUAUGUGCUUUGUGUGUUUAAGAGGUACUUUGUCCCUGACGACCUUUACCCCUCUACCACACGGAUUCAUCCAGUGCACUGAACUUAUCAUGGAGACUGCAUAUUUUUGGUCUAUUUUCCAUGUGUGCUUGGGAAGUCUUAAGAACAAGAAAAUAUGCAAAGUAAAGAUGUGCCAAGUGUCGAGUGCCAUGGAGAACCUUUCCGCAAUGGCACCCCCAACCCACAUAAAGAAUGGUACUUACCCCCACUUAAUUUCACAUCGCAUAUCAGUUCACUGCACACUUGAAAGACCCGAUAUUAAAGGGAAUCUGUUAUGGUUUUUCCACUUUUCUGACUUAUAAAUGUAGUGAAAAUGUUGUAUUCUCAUGUUAAACGAUGCGUUUCAGAUAAUGAGGUUUGCGCAUCUGAACGCUUGGUUUCAGAGUUGAACCAACAACUAGGCUUCGACAAAGAUAGAAAAAAAGUCUUUGUCAUUUGGGGCGUGUCAUCAAGAUACUGUGAGAUUAUGAAUUAUUUAAAGUCAACUAUGACUAGGUUCAUCGAGUGUGUGUUUAUUAUAACGAGUGCAUUAUGUUUGGAAAAGUACAGGCAACCCCAUGACCCUGAAAAAAGAUUGUCAGUUAAAACAUGGAUGGAUGAUUUCCCACAGUAAAGACAUCCUUUUUGUCUGAACGUCUGAGGUGUCAAAACAGAACGGCAAAGUGGUCGGCUGUUCUACCUCCUCUGACAGUUCACUUCCUCUGUAAGAGACUUGCCAAAAGAGUUUCACAUUUACACGCCUAACGUCUGAAGCAGAAUCUGUACAUAGCCUGACAUUAGACUUGUCGUGGAUUUAAAUUCAUUUUCAUAAUGACAGGAGGAUGCUAUGUGCUUUUCCUAGCUGCUAUAAUUCCAGGAACCUACACCCUGGCAAAGCCGAAGGGGGAACCAUGCAUCAAAGCCACCCUGGGAGCACAGUACAUUGUCACGAUUAAGAAGAAAAGUUGGUACUACAAUUUGGAUCCUUCCAAGGUUCUGUCCAGUGGUUACUGUCACAAAGAUGCUGCUGUUCUGUCUCUCACACUAUUGGAUGAUGCUGCCAGCCUGCAGUUUAUUUUCAAAAAGGAGAAUAAUCUUUUCUAUGUCACCAAGCUGACUGCUUCAGUGUCUCCUCGGCCUGUCUGCUUGGGAUGUGCUAAUAAGACUUAUUCUGGUUUGGUGGAACGUGACAAGCUGUUUGCUGCAUCUUUUGGGCAAAGCUUCAAGUGCAAAUCUGCAAAUGUGCUUCUGACGUCUUCAGAAUUAAGCCUGAAGCUGGUCCCUCUGCAAAUGCAAGCCUUCAGUGUACCUAAUGGACGAUAUGGAGAAGAGGUGGAGUGUUUUGCUGAUUUGAACAAAAGGGUCGUACCUACUGUACUAGGGGCCAUUGUGAUUGGACUCUUGCUGAUUGCUACUCUGACCUUCUUAUUUGUCAGAGACCGUCACAGACAUGGCUAUGACAGCCUCUGAGAUUACUCUGACAAUGGUCAAAACUUAUUACUCAGGGCAAAGCUUCUUAAAUUAUGUACUAAAUGUAUAUUUCAUGAAUGUAUAUUUCUGCAAAAAAUAUUAAUCUUUUUUAAAUAAAAAAUGUCAAAUU